CAUUUGAACGACCCAACCUUACCCGUUUUACGUUUCAGCUUCAAUGGGGAUAGGGACAUCCCAAGGAUCCCCGAUUGCGUGCACCAUCGUGAAACGAGCUAUCUUGAGCUCAAGUGGCUGUGAUUGGUUCGUUACCAAGCCACUCCAAUUGGCCAAUUCUAGCGUAGAGGAAGUAUCGUCAUUUCCUUAGCAAAGAAAGAAGGGGCUGACGAGAUCGUUGAAGAAGCUUGUCCGAAUAAUAAACAUAUUGCAUUAAUAAAAUAGGAUACCAUAGAUCGUGGAACCUUCUGUUUUGUGUGAAGCUUUCAAGAAUUAACCCACAGCAAUGUCGGCCCAAGCUCAAAUGAGAGCUUUGCUCGAUCAACUAAUGGGGACAGCGAGGGAUGGUGAGUAGCAAAACGGCGGUGACUAGCUUGUUAGCUACGUUAGCUUGCUAGCUAAAAGAUGGAGCCAUUCAGAUACUUUUCUACUGCUGCGUUUACACAGGCAGGCCAAUUCUGAUGUUUUCCACUAAUUUGUCUUUUUACCAAUCACAUGAGAUCUUUUCACAUCAGAUUGUUUUCAGGGCUGAUAUGAUUGGUCAAAAUACGAAUUAAUUCAUUAGGGGGGGGGGGGGUCUGAAUUUGUCUGCCUGUCUGAAUUUGUCUGCCUGUCUGAACGCAGCCUCAUAUGUGAGCCAGUGGCUUGCAUUUAGCCUUCUAGCUAGCUAGUUUACCAUCUAGCUAACUAGUUUUUGUGGCGUGUUUCAGUUGGACAUACCUUGAAUGAAUGGCGUACAAGAGGACGGCUGUGUGACAUAAAAGCAGCUCAAUCAUGAUCUGUCGCCGGCCUAGUUGUUGUUGUUUCGCGAUUUAAUGUUUGUAUCCAUAGCUAAUUACGUCCACUCUGGCAUUCAUUGUUGAUAGACCAGCUAGCUAGAUAAGUAAUGAUCAUCUGGACGACCCCCUGGGGGACCCUGAGUUUAAGUGGUCCCUGAAAAAGCGGAGUUAAAACUCAUGUUAUAACUAAUACAUUUCAAUCUAAUGUAUUUUUACAACACAGUUCUUAUGUUGUUCAGUUAGAUACAUAGCUUGCCAGGGUUGGGGUCAAUUCCAUUUCAAUUCCAGUAAAUUCAGGAAGUACACAUUCCAUUCCAAUUCUCUUAAAUACUUUUCAAUUAGAAAAAAAAUGAAUUACAAUUUGGUUUACUUUCUGAAUUGACUGUAAUUGAAACUGAAUUGACCCCAACCCUGAAGCUAAUUAUAUUUAGCAAGGCCUACAUGCAGUAUAGGAUAACAAAGAUAGCCGGCCUUGUAAAUACUAAAUAGUCAGUAAGGAUAUCUAGAGAGUCUGCAAGUCCUUGACAGGAGGUUAAAACAGUUAGUCAUGCUGUGCACAGCAUCUAGUAUUGUGUAGCAUUUGCACAAGCACCACUUCCAUAGUAAAUUACGUAUCUGGCUACAAGGACACUAGACUUACGAAGCUUGCUGUCACAUAUACGGUAAAUAACAGCAAGUACAGUUAUUUUAACAGUAGCCUUCUGUCUUAGUGCAUUCUAUAGUAACAGCUUUGUGAGAUAUGCACCCGGCCCUUUGCUCUACCUGUAUUUAGCAGCAUGUGUCCCACGUUGGACGGUAUCCGUAGAUGGUUCUGAUAAAAACGUUGUUGGCAGUGCCCAAGAAAGUACUACAUCCAAUUGUUUGAUGCUACUUUCACCCCCUUCAAUCUAAUUCACGCUCUUGGAUGUAAUACUUUCUUGGUCACCCCUCUGCGACACAGACGGCGUCUACUGUCUACAACUUUUACGGAUAAGGUCCAAAACAGGCACAGCAAUAUCUCUCAAACUGUCGCUAUAGAAUGCAAUUAGUCCCGGCUUAUUAAUUAUAUGAAAAUAUUAAUAAAGGUGUCAAAUUAGGCUACAAGGAUACAAACAUUGAAAACAUAACAGCUGCCAUUUAGGAAGGAUGUCAUGUCUACAAUGGUGACAUGUAAAGUCGGAUAAACUGACCUCAGUCCAUGAUUCUUUUUUGGGCUUAAUCAGCCUAACAAUGUGAGUUUGUGUCGAGUGAGUUUGUGUGUUGUGUGUGUGUGUGUGUUGAGAUGAAUACAAAUUCUUCCCGUACAUAUGUUACAUACAAACUGAACAAUUGUGGCCCCUUUAUUUUAUUCAUAAAGGUUCAGUGUAUCUUUGCCAGCCUACAUCAAUCUGCAAAGGAGUUGCAGAAAAGCCUCAUGUUCAUCGAGCCGUGAGUCACACAUGAUUUUUAAAGCUGUUAUGAAUAAUAAUAAUCCAAACAAUUGUUUUCUUUCCGGGAAGUUGUAUCUUUUUUUAGCAUCACAACAAUGGAUAUAAAAUCUUGGAAGUAGUUGCAGCUUGAAUUAAGACGUUGCCUGGUUGCGUUGAAAGCCACGUUUAUUGUCAAGCAGAGACAAUAUUAGCCAUCGAAAAGCUCUGCGCAGAUCUUUGCAAUCUUACUUGUGUAUCAUUCCACACUUCCUUACUACAGGUUUGAGCAAGAACUGUUCCCAUUUAUACUUUCCUACAGCGGGUUUAAAAUUCUGCAGCUGAGGUGUUGGAGAAUGCAGAUGGGUACAGUAUGUUGGAGCUCGCAGUGUGUAUAAAGCUAACAUUUUUCUUGGGUUUUCUUUCAAUGUUCCAUUUGUGUCAGGGACUUCGUUGGUGCCAACUAUAGCCUAGGCCUGAAUCUAUUUUAAAUGGUCUCAUUUUGUUGAAGUUAGGAGAUCUAGCUGACGCCGUAACAGCUGUUGCAGUGACACAGCACUGUUAAGCUGAGUGACAAUGUCAUGAGACCCAGGGAUCGUCAUGGGCCUGUCCCUGUCAAUCAUUAAAAACACCCAUACAGUAGGCUUACAACCAUUUGGCUGUUGAUUUUUCUAUAGGCCUAUAUUCUUCAGUUGAACAGGUGCUUUCACAAUGCCAUGACGAGAGUGUCAAGUCACAGUCUUAGCACAACCAUAUUCUUAAUGUAGUAUUGAGGCUCUGGUAAGGUAAGCCUCUAGGUUACAGCAGAAAAUACAGCAAGCCUUAAGGGACACACCACUCUGGUCCCAAUGCAGGCCCCAUUGUUUACUGACUGGUAAACCUGGGUCUGGUUUAAGAUUACCUAAGGUUCCGCUUUAAACACAAGUGUUUUUACAAAGCCACAUUUUGGGAUAUCUUAAGACAAAGUGAAUGUCGUUAAGUACUGUCCAAAGGCACACAUUCUGUCACUUGACGCAUUCUAGCUGAAUAUAUCUAUGUUCAUUUCACCCCAAUAAAGAGAAUACCAAGAUGCAAUUGUAAAAAUAAAAAAAAGUAUAAUCUUUGCCCCUUUACCCUAAUAUGGGUAUAAAGCGUUGGAUACCUCGCUCUAGUGGACCAAUAGCUAUCUGAGCUAUUUCUGACUGUUGCUUUUUGCAUGUUUCAGGGGACGAGACGCGGCAGAGGGUCAAGUUCACUGACGAGCGGGUCUGCAAAAGCCAUCUCCUGAACUGCUGUCCCCACGACAUCCUCUCUGGAACUCUGACUGACUUAAUCGACAGCGUAUGGAUCUGGGAGAAUGUGCGAAGACCCACGACCUGGCGCUCCGGGCCGACUAUGAAAUCGCCUCCAAGGCGAGGGAACUCUUCUUUGAGCUUGACGCUGUGGAUCACCUGGAGUCUUUCAUUGCUGAUUGCGAUCGUAGAACAGAGUUGGCCAAGAAACGACUGGUGGAGACUCAGGAUGAGAUCAGUGCGGAGGUGGCUGCAAAGGCAGAGACUGUCCACGAGCUGAACGAAGAGAUCGGGAAGCUCCUGGCCAAGGCGGAGCAGCUGGGAGCCGAGGGGAACGUAGAUGAAGCCCAGCUGAUCCUACAGGAAGUGGAGAAUGUCCGCAGCAGGAAGAGGGAUGCCGAGGAGGAGUACAGAAACUCCAUGCCUGCCUCCAGUUUCCAGCAGCAGAAGCUCCGUGUCUGUGAGGUAUGCUCGGCCUACCUGGGUCUCCACGACAACGACCGUCGCCUGGCCGACCACUUUGGUGGGAAGCUGCACCUGGGAUUCAUCCAGAUCAGGGAGAAACUGGAAGCCCUGAAGAAAACAGUCAUUGACAAGCAGGAGAAGAGGAACCAGGACCGUCUCAAGAGGCGAGAAGAGCGAGAGAAUGAAGAGCGGAUGAAGACAAGGACCAAAUCACAGAGCAGGGAACGGAGCAGGGAACAUAGGUCCCGCUCUCGCGAACGUAGGAGACGGCGUUCCUCAUCUCGGGAGAGGCGGCGUUCCUCCCGCUCGCGCUCCAGGGACCGGGAGAGGAGGAGACGCCACCGCAGCCGAUCCUGCAGCAAGGGCCACCGCCACGAGCCCAGCACCAGACACAAGUCGUCCAGGGAUCGAGAGCGCUCCUCCAGAGACCAUUCACGGGAGCGAAGCAGGAAGAGGGGAUCCUCCGAGAGGCGGCAAGACAGCAGGGAUCAGAACGGGAGGACUGACUCCCGCCGGGUGCAGGACAGGGACAGAGACACCGGGGACCUCUGAGGACUCUCGCUAUCUAUCCAUCCUCAAAACACAACCUCCUGUUCUCUCUUUCAUACCUGUCCACAUAUCUAUAAGGACUCUCUUAACAGCAAUGUCCAGAGACGUUUUGAUUUGACAGAUAUUCCAGCCAACCCACUGUGUCCCAAAUAAAUAGAGCUCAUAUGACCACAGGUGUGUGUGUGUGUGUAUCGUAUAUUGAGCAAAUAUAUACAGUACCAGUCAAGUUUAGACACACCUACUCAUUCAAGGGUUAUUCUUUAUUUUUACUAUUUUCUACAUUGUAGAGCAUUAGUGAAGACAUCAAAACUAUGAAAUGGCACGUAUGGAAUCAUGUAGUAACCAAGAAAAGUGUUAAACAAAUCCAAAUAUAUUUUAAAAGUAGCCACCCUUUUGCAUACUCUUGGCAUUCUCUCAACCAGCUUUGAGGUAGUCACCUAGAAUGCAUUUCAAUUAACAGGUAUGCCUUUAAGUUAAUUUGUUGUAUUUCUUUCCUUAAUACGUUUGAUCCAAUUAGUUGUGUUGUGGCUUUUUGACUGGUACUGUAUAUAUUUCAAGCAUUCAAAUAUAUCGGUAGUUGUUGAAUGUUGUGGGGGUGCACAAAGUCCUGCCAGCAUAUGUUUUAAGUGAUGGCUGUUGAUUGCAAUUAAUUUGAUUUUAUAUACAUAUUCUAUGAAACUAUCCUAAAUAUACAAUUUAAGUGGUAGCUAUAGAAAUUAUAAAUUAAUGACCAUUGAAUGAACCAUAAAAUUAAAGAAUAGAGGAUUUAAAUGUUUCUUUGUUUUGAUACUGUUACUUUUAAACUGUCAGGAUUGCUGUGCGAUUGAGACACUGCUUAAUCAUACUUCCUGCAUACUGUCCUGGGUCAUGUUCAUUAGGCACCAAACAGAAGAAACUGGACUGAAACAGGGAGGCGUCAUCUGGAUUUGUCCAAUAAGAAAAGCACAUUUUUGCUCUCCCUAAAAACAUAGUGAAAAGUUUGCAAUUAGUGUCCUAAUGAACACAACUCGGCAUACUGCCUUAGAUUGUCUUCACUCUUCGAGGCUUCCUUCCCAUCCUAGAGGCUAUUUCACUAUGCUGGUCGCAGUAAUUUGCCAGUUAAAGUUGCAAAAAAUAUUUAACAUACCAGUAAUCAUAGGUCAGAUAUGUGCAGAACAGAUUAUAAGACUGAUCAACGAAGACAUAUAGUUGUUUGACUGGAUCAGGACAUUUGGAAAUACAAAAGGAAUUUGGUCAGUUGUGAACAUUAGUUAGCUCAUUUCUGUCAGCUUGUGAAAUACCCUUUGCUUCUAUAGUUGUGGCCUAGACUGACUAACGAGACAUUUAUAUUUGGAGAGAUUGCAGCAGUUCGAAUGAAUAUGUCAUAAGGAUUUCCUCACGCUUUAGAUUUUAUUGUCCUUUGUGUUCAGAAAUGGAGUCUUCUUUUUUUUUUUUGAGAGAGAGAAUUUUACAAGUUUGUUCCAAGUUUUCAUGUCAUGUGAAGUCUGUAUUUGUGUGUAGUAGACAUGAUGGACUUUGCAGGUCUCCAAUGGAUUGAGUAGGAAAUGCUGUUUUGGAUUGAUAAUGACUCUGUGACCCUAGAAGUCAGUUACGCUACCCAGGAAGUCAGCGAUGUUACCCAGCAAGUCAGCUAUGUUACCCAGCAAGUCAGCUACGUUACCCAGGUAGUCAGCUACGCUACCCAGGAAGUCAGCUAUGUUACCCAGCAAGUCAGCUAUGUUACCCAGCAAGUCAGCUACGUUACCCAGGUAGUCAGUUACGCUACCCAGGAAGUCAGCUAUGUUACCCAGGUAGUCAGCUACGUUACCCAGGUAGUCAGCUGCGUUACCCAGGUAGUCAGCUACGUUACCCAGGUAGUCAGUUACGUUACCCUGGUUUUGGACUAUGACACUUGGUGCUGGGAACAAUAUCCUAAGUACCUGCUUAUGUUCAUUUUACUUUCCAGUAUUUUGAUGCUGAAUCCACAGCUUGUACAUCUUCUGAAUAUGUUGGUUCAUGUAUGUCAGUCACUUGAAAUUGGAUGCAAACACAUAUAAAGGAAUGCAUAACUGUUCCUAAUGGGUGCCAGCUCUAGUAUUGGUUUGGUCUGUUUGUAUUAUUUUGCUAGAAGAUGAUUUUCUCUGAAGCCUGAAUAAAAAUCCCAAAGUUGUA
Molecule: messenger RNA, 6639 nt
Organism: Oncorhynchus gorbuscha (pink salmon)
Lineage: Eukaryota; Metazoa; Chordata; Actinopteri; Salmoniformes; Salmonidae
Gene: luc7l
Product: LUC7-like (S. cerevisiae)
Exons: 9
Coding region: 3526-4491 (321 amino acids)
Biological process (GO): mRNA splice site recognition
Cellular component (GO): U1 snRNP; U2-type prespliceosome
Molecular function (GO): mRNA binding
Source: RefSeq, a predicted model, not a curated record